This is a messenger RNA of Callorhinus ursinus (northern fur seal), 3553 nucleotides long. It is a transcript of the gene PLS1, whose product is annotated as plastin 1. Gene Ontology annotation, molecular function: calcium ion binding; actin filament binding. Gene Ontology annotation, cellular component: actin filament; cytoplasm; actin filament bundle. Lineage: Eukaryota; Metazoa; Chordata; Mammalia; Carnivora; Otariidae. The record is from RefSeq and is a predicted model, not a curated record. Gene Ontology annotation, biological process: actin filament bundle assembly; actin filament network formation.
GCAGAGGGGAGCUGGGGGUGCUUGGAUCCCGAGCGAGAGCUGUGGGCUCAACGGCUACCGCAGAUAUAAAGACCUGAAGGUAGUGUUUUCUCCAAAGAUGGAAAACAGUACCACUGUCAUUUCACGGGAGGAACUGGAAGAGCUACAAGAAGCAUUUAAUAAAAUAGAUAUUGACAACAGUGGGUAUGUUAGUGACUAUGAACUUCAGGACCUGUUUAAGGAAGCAAGCCUUCCUCUGCCUGGAUACAAGGUGCGCGAAAUUGUGGAGAAAAUUCUAGCAGUUGCUGACAGCAGCAAAGAUGGCAAAAUCAGUUUUCAAGAGUUUGUGUCACUGAUGCAAGAGUUAAAAAGCAAAGACAUCAGCAGGACAUUCCGCAAAACAAUUAACAAGAGAGAAGGAAUUACUGCUAUUGGAGGAACUUCAUCCAUUUCCAGUGAGGGCACACAGCAUUCUUAUGCAGAGGAAGAAAAAGUGGCUUUUGUUAACUGGAUCAACAAAGCCCUGGAGGAUGACCCUGACUGUAAGCAUCUCCUACCCAUGAAUCCCAAUGAUGGCAGCCUUUUCAAGUCACUUGCAGAUGGCAUCCUUCUUUGCAAAAUGAUCAACUUAUCUGAACCAGACACAAUUGAUGAAAGAGCCAUUAAUAAGAAAAAGCUCACCCCUUUCACUAUUUCUGAAAACUUAAACCUAGCCCUGAAUUCUGCCUCAGCCAUCGGUUGUACAGUGGUCAACAUUGGUGCACAGGAUCUUAAAGAAGGAAAACCUCACUUGGUCUUGGGACUUCUCUGGCAGAUCAUCAAAGUUGGUCUUUUGGCUGAUAUUGAGAUUUCCAGGAACGAAGCUCUAAUUGCAUUGCUAAAUGAAGGUGAGGAUCUAGAAGAGCUGAUGAAGCUUUCUCCAGAGGAAUUACUGCUGCGAUGGGUGAACUACCACCUGACCAAUGCAGGAUGGCACACCAUCAAAAACUUCAGCCAAGACAUUAAGGAUUCAAGAGCCUAUUUUCAUCUGCUUAAUCAGAUUGCACCAAAAGGUGACCGGGGUGAUGAACGUACCAUUACCAUUGACCUUUCAGGAUUUAAUGAGAAAAACGACCUGAAGCGUGCUGGAUUCAUGCUUCAAGAAGCAGAUAAACUGGGCUGCAAACAGUUUGUUACUCCUGCAGAUGUGGUUUCAGGCAAUCCUAAACUUAAUUUAGCUUUUGUAGCUAAUCUGUUUAACACAUACCCCUGCCUACACAAGCCUGAUAAUGACAUCGAUAUGAAUUUACUGGAAGGAGAGAGCAAGGAAGAGAGAACAUUUCGGAACUGGAUGAAUUCCCUGGGGGUCAACCCAUACAUUAAUCAUUUGUACAGUGACCUUGCAGAUGCUUUAGUGGUCUUUCAGCUCUAUGAAAUGAUCCGCGUGCCGGUCAACUGGAGCCAGGUCAACAAACCUCCUUAUCCUGCUCUUGGAGGGAACAUGAAGAAGAUUGAAAACUGUAACUAUGCAGUGGAACUUGGGAAGAAUAAGGCUAAAUUCUCCUUGGUCGGCAUUGCUGGGCAGGACCUAAAUGAAGGGAAUUCAACACUUACUCUGGCAUUGGUAUGGCAGCUGAUGAGAAGGUACACAUUGAAUGUGUUAUCAGAUCUUGGAGAGGGUGAAAAAGUAAAUGAUGAAAUUAUUAUUAAAUGGGUCAAUCAGACUCUUAAAAGUGCAAAAAAAAAUACUUCUAUAUCCAACUUCAAGGACAAAUCUAUUAGCACUAGUUUACCUGUCCUAGACUUAAUAGAUGCCAUUGCACCAAAUGCAGUUCGUCAAGAAAUGAUCAAGAGAGACAACUUAUCUGAGGAGGACAAGCUGAACAAUGCUAAAUAUGCCAUUUCAGUUGCUCGAAAGAUCGGUGCCCGGAUAUAUGCCUUACCUGAUGACCUCGUAGAAGUGAAACCAAAGAUGGUUAUGACCGUGUUUGCAUGCUUAAUGGGAAAGGGACUGAAUAGAAUAAAAUAAUGAAACAUUUAAUGAUUUUCUGCCACAUUAAACACAUUGAAUGUCUCACAGUUUACAGAAUUCUGAAAUGUAGUGGGUAUAAAACCAGAGAUUAUUUGUAUGCUUAGACUAGUUGUAUAAUUCAUUAAUGAAUUCAGUAUCUUUUUCAUACUACUUAGACUUUGUCAACAUUUUUGGAUAACGCAAUUAAUUUACCAGUCAAUACUGAUAAUAAUAUGCUCAUUAUCAAGCUGAUAUUUCAUAAUUAAAUUAUUUUCAUUUUCUGAAAGUCUUAUUAAAACAAAUUCAUUCUUUUUCAUGGUUCAAAAAAGAUCAGUGUAGAAAUUUUUUUGCAUGUCCUGCUGUGCUUUGAUUUGUGUGUGUGUGUAUUUGUUAAUUUUGAUCACAAAUGUAUUCUAAGUCAUUAUCCAGGUUCUCUUAUUUUUUCCUCCAACUAUGUGAGCUUCAGCUUUUCUGUAAAUUUCUAUAUUGUCUCAAAUUUUUAAGUGACAAGUAUUGUUCAUUAAAACUUUUUUAUAUAUGAGAACUAACUCUUGAAUAAACACCAAAAUACAUUCUCUUGUAUAAGUAGCAGGAGCUUUUUACUUAAAACUUAAUUUUGGGGCACCUGGGUGGCUCAGUCGUUAAGCGUCUGCCUUCGGCUCAGGUCAUGAUCCCAGGGUCAUGGAAUCGAGCCCUGCAUCCGGCUCUCUGCUCGGCGGGAAGCCUGCUUCUCCCUCUCCCACUCGCCCUGCUUGUGUUCCCUCUCUCGCUGUCUCUCUCUGUUAAAAAAUAAAUAAAAUCUUCAAAAAAAACACAAAAAAACUUAAUUUUAACUGUACUGAUACUUUAUGUAUGCUAGUUUAUAAUACAGCUUUAACUAUGCAGCAUAUAUGUUGGUAGGCUGUUAUUAGAGAAAUAUGUGUGUGUGUAUAUAUAAUUUUUUUUUUUUGCAUCUGAAUUACCCAGGUCUUCUUAAGUGGUAUGUAUAACUGGUCAGUCAGGCAACCAUUAAGUGUUUAUCAUGGUCCCACUACGUGUAUAAUAACUUUUUAGUUUGUAGAUAUUUGGUACAUGAAGAUUUCUUUUAGAAAAUAUUCAUUUUGGAUGUGCAUAUAGCUAUUUUUCAACUGACUUCUUCCACAUAUUUAUAGCAAAACAUUGACUACAGCAUCUCAAAACAUGUUAAUUUUGACCUAUACUGAAGCCCUAAUUUAGAAAUUGCCCACAUCUUUAGCAGAAAAUAACACAAAGCUAAUAUUCAACACAGAAUAUUUUCACAUGUUUUUUCCACAGCUUCCUACAAAUUGACAGUGUUUGGUUAAUGCUUGUGUUACUUGGGAAUAGCUAACCCUCAGACCUAUUUUUGUGUGAAUUUCUGUCAGCAGACAGAUUCUGCUGCUAAAAAAUGAAUUGAGAAAUCUGUUUCCUCCAUCAUCCACUGUGAGAGUGAGCGAUACUGCUAUGCAACAAAAAUGCUGUCACUUUAUCUCCAUGUGAAUGAGUAGUUUAAACCCCUCUUCUACCAUUGAUUAAAACAGGUUGGUAGAGUGAGACUACUCAUGUGUCUCAGAUUUUUUAAAUGAA